This is a messenger RNA of Anopheles arabiensis, 16893 nucleotides long. It is a transcript of the gene poe, whose product is annotated as protein purity of essence. The record is from RefSeq and is a predicted model, not a curated record. The coding region runs from base 31 to 16578 and encodes 5515 amino acids. Gene Ontology annotation, molecular function: protein binding; zinc ion binding. The transcript has 8 exons. Lineage: Eukaryota; Metazoa; Arthropoda; Insecta; Diptera; Culicidae.
AGAAUUUUCAUAGCAAGAUAAAGUUGCAAAAUGGCUGCUGCCCAUUCCGGAGGUGUAGAGUGGGCCGCAAUUUUAAAGCCUUUUCUUUCUUCAUCAAGUGAAAAUAUCAGCAAAACCGAUGUGUUAAACUUGGUAAAAACCAUCAUACUAAAUGAGAACGAAAUCCUCGAACAUGAUGCAGCUCACAAGCAGUUUUUCGACAACUUCGUGGUCCUGGCCGCAGAAAACAUCACGAACCAGGUUACUUCGUUGUCGCAAACUCAACUUCCACAAUUUACGGAAGCUGCUUCAAUAUUGAUUCGUUACAUAAUUCUUCAUUUGGAUACAACGGCACCAUGCAAGCCCAGCAUACUCCUGAUGGCCUUAAAAGUCCUCUGCGAGGGCAAAAGGGCCACCGAAAACCAGCCCAACGCGACCAGUUCCGCCUCGUCUAUCAUUUCUGUUUCCGGGAUGAAGUACUUAAAGUAUCCAGAGAUACCGGGCAAUAAGCCGGGAUCAGUUGGAGCUGCUAGCAGUAGCACCAGCGGCGGAUCUGGUGCUAGUGCUGGUGACAAAGAAAGUCCCAAAGCGGAAAUGAAACGCUCCCGAUCGGAUCUGUCUACGGUCAUUUUACAACAGCUAACCACCCCGCUGUGCAGCUGGGCUGUAACUUUUGCUGCACUUAGUGAGGAACAAAUCGACUGCACCGAUCUGUUCGUGAAGCAAAAUUUACAAUGUAUGAUCGCCAUCAAUGCAGGUGAAUCAUUACUGCAAUGGUGCACGACUGCUCUAGGAACGCCUGCUAAAUAUCGUUUCAAGUACGAAGAGUCUACCAUGCUUGGCCGUCCUCUCUACCUACCAGUAACACAUACCGAAGCCAAUGCUAUUAAAAACAUUUUCAAUUUGAUGGAAUCGGAUAUAACCAACUUGCAAUUGGCGAUAUCGGUUCCACUGCUAGAACCGCUCACUCCUAAGAAGAUUACUCUCCUGUCGCAGUGUGCUAUGUCAGCGCUUUACUGUUGCGUGCUUACAUCCACCGCUGUGAGUGUCAUUACCAUGGCAUCGGCCGGAUCGCAAAAGACCGCAUCCUCUGGCCAACUACAGCAAGCACAAGGACAAACAGGAGCAACCCAAACGCAAAAGGAAAACGAAGAGGAGGAAGACUUCGCACGUGCUAUCGUUGAUAAAGGAUUGGAAAUUUUCACCAAAAUUGGAAACCUUCUGAAAACAUCGACACGCACUCACAUUUAUCAAAAUCUCAUAUGUAUGGGUGCGUGGUUGUUGAUAUCUGGAAUUCAGGGCACGAUGGGCGCAUCCGGAAAUGCCAGCGGAUUGCAGCAAAUGGUUCCUGUUUCAGCGAAAACAACGGAAGAAAGUUUGAAGGGACGCAGUCCGUUAAAAACCCUUGACGUGCCGCAGAUGGCAUCGGCUCAACCAUCGCCCGCUUUGCGAGUUAAUCUGUUCAAAGUCCAGCAAGGGUUCGGCGUUCUUAACGCUGCGAUUGCGCGACACAGUAUCAUGCUGAUGACGGAACUGAUCGAUGAUCUGAAGAUAGACUCCCGCACAGACGAAGAGGAAUACAGUAGCAUCGAAUCAGCUGGAUUUGAUAUUCUUGGCCAGUACACAUCAAUCCAGCGCGUAGUACGUGUGCUAAACAGUGCUACCCUGCAGCAGCUGCUCACAUUCCUUGCCACUGUUUCGUAUCGCAAAGCAUGCACGCUCCGUCGGAUCAACACCAAGAACACCAAUGACGGAGAACCGAUGAGCUACAGUGACUCGACCACCUACUUCAACGAUACGUUCUCCUGCUCAGAGGAAAGCGAACCGGAAGAGGAAGACAGCGACAGCUACCUCGGGCUUUGGUUUAAGGAAACACUCUCGCCAGACAUGAACGAGGAAAUGACCGAAUCCCAGGAGCAGGAAAAUAAGGAUGAGAAAGGCCGUCACGGUGCGAACCUUGUGCCAGCAAAAGAUGAGCCACACGAGUAUCUGAGCCUUGCAUCGUUAAUAUUCAACUUUUUCGAUGUUUCGCUUGGCGGAAAUCACGUAUACCUGAAUCGGUAUGUGAAGACAGGCCUAAGCGAACAGCAGAUGGUACUGCUGGCUAACAUUUUACGCGAUCUUGAUCGGGAUUCGGCACGCGGGGAAAUCGAUAUACCUGGGUGCAUGCAGUGGCAAAAUGCCAUGGUGAAAUUUUCCGGAGCUGUCGGACGCUACCUACACAAUCUAAUAUCAAACUCGCUGCUGAACGAAUCGCUCCAGUCUGCCCUUCUGCUACAUUUGGGCGUUUCGCCGUGGACGCAAGACUCAAACGUCUGGCCGCUACAGGUUUAUUCAAGAACACUGGCAGUUUUGGUGCAGAUUCUGCUUUUGAAACCGUCACAGGAAAAAGAAGCAGCAUGCCUGUCAGUAUGGCACCGACUCGUGAAUACGAUUGUGGAAGGCAUUUGCUCCACACAGACCAUCCCGAACGAGUCGGAGAUAGAGGACCUGAAUGUUGAACACGCCCAGCUGCUGCUGUUCCUGUUCCAUUCGCUCAAUCUGAUGCAAAAGAAAUCGAUACUGCUGCUCACGGCAGGUGGUGUAAUUCGAUGCUCGGAAGUUUGCCGCAGCGUCACGCCUGAUAAACCGUUGCGAGAUAAUCAGAUAAUGCUACUGUCGCGGCUACUGCUGUUCCUGGAGUAUCUGAUGAAGCACCUGUACAAUCCGCCGAAUGUUUUGUUGGAGCAGGUGCGCUGGAACUUAUUCAGCGUUUUUACGCUCGAUAGUGAACAGAAGCUGGCCGAUCUGGUAAACUAUAAAACGAAAAUGAUGUCAUUCUGCCGAAAGGAUAUAGAAGACAAGCAUCGUAAGCUGGCGAACGAAUUCAGUGUAGGCGGCGUUAAACCCAAGUUCUACUCGUUGACUACAGUCGAAUCGAAAGUACAGCAAGAGUUCAAGCUCGAUGGCUUGGCCUGGAAUUUUAUUCUAUGUACCCCAGACAAACUGAAGUAUCCGUGGCUUAUAGAUGCGUUGAUUGAUAUUCUGGGCAUAACGGAUAUGUGCCUGGCCCGCAUUCCGUUUCAAACGCUGUGUGCUGUGCACUAUUGCUUCAGUCUUAGCUGGAAAUUGCUGCUCGGAUUGCCACCGUCCACACAACACGUCGAAGCGCUAAUGCAGGAAAAGAGCCCCAAUUUGCACUCCUUGUUGUGGUCGAUUCGCUGUCUACACCCCAUAACCCAUUCGCAUUAUCUGAUUGUAAACAGUCUCGUUAAACAAGGAAUGUACACCCAGUCAGCCGAGGCUAUGUGGAUUCGUUUAACAGAACACGUUUCGGAUGUGAAGUACAGUUUGAAAAUGACAUUGCUGGGGUUGGAAUCAUUUGCCAAGAAUUUCUCAUCCGACCAGCCAAGGCUGUCUAAGAUCAUUCUUCUUGACAGUCUGAUGUCCCAUCUGUUUGCCGUAUGCUGGGCAGAAAAGGAGGGUGUGAAUGUGAAGACGCCAAAAUCCACCGGUACUUCAGCUGCAUCCUCAACUUCUGGCAGUGUCGCGACCUCCAACACCGGGUCCGCGGCAGCAGUGACAAGCGAUGGUAAUGUCUCGGGUUCGAGCUCAACAAUUGUCUCGGCAGGUGGGAACAAUUCAGCUCCAGGCUCAAGCUCAGCUGUGUCCGACGGUUCACCCUGUUCCAUCUCGGCAGAGGUCUCACGUGCAGACCUGACGAAGAACAUUAUGCAUGCUUUGUUGGACGUUUUGGAAAUCGUGCGAGAGGCUACCUACAAAACUAUGUUUCAGAAUUUGAGUGGCCAGAUACCAUCUUGCUUGAUCGAACCGCUUAUUGCAAUUGCUGGUACGAAAAACUCAUUCUGCUCGGAGCUUGCUCAGCAGCUGGUUAAUUGUAUCACUGGUCACGAUAAAGAUGUAAUAACCGUCGAGUGGCGCAAGAGUUUGGGCACACUGACGGAAGAAAACUUUGUCAGCGGAUCAUUUCCGGUCGAGACGCACACUUUGACAGUCAUCGAGGCGCAUCUAACGGAGGUAUCAAAACAUUUGUCGUACUCCAUACUGCUGUCGUUGAAGAACGCGCUCAAAUCGGCGAUUAACCUCAUAUACUACAUGCUACCGAAUUACGACGAUGUUAAGGUGGACGAACGCUUGAAGGAGAUACUAAUCCCGAUGGUUUUCGAUUUGCGUGCCGAAUACUUACACGCGCCAAUCAACAAAUGUUUGGAAUCGCUCUUGGGUGGAGAUAGCAACUGCGAAGCAUAUCAGCUAGCCGCAUUUUCAAAUAUUAUUCGCCACAGCUACCAAUUUUUAAUUGAAUAUACCGACCUCUGCGCUACGGGUCGCGCAACAAACAUCGAUGAAUCGGUACUUUGCAAUAUUCUCAAGUACUGGGAAUCGAUGUUGGAAAAAUCGAACGGACUCCGGGCGAUGCGCAACUUUUUCUACGAAUCAAAGUCUGGCAAUCUGGUGCAAAUAUUGCUAUCCUUCACCGGUACGAAUAUCUCCCAAGCGUACUCCACACGUGUGCUGCAAUUCUUCGAGAAGCUGUUUCAAGCGGCGGAAAAGCUCGAUGCACCAUUCGAUGAGGAAGAGCUGUGCGCAUGCAUUGCAGAGCUAGCCGUGACGGAUAGUGCGCGAUUGAAGAGUUGGCUGAGUCACAUUUUACUUGGUCCUGGAGGAAUUAGCCUGACUGCAAACGCAUCAAACAACUCGAGCAACGUGCCAACUCCGACAAACAUGGCAACGGUGUCGGCUAUUCCGAGCAUUACUGAUCAGCUAGCAGCAUCUGGAACGGCCGCCGGAGGAGCCGGAGAAGCUGGUUUAUCUGACAACAACACCACCGCAGCAAAUGUCCCAACUACAACUGAGGGUGAGCAACAGGACGCCAUGGAUAUCGACUAUGAAUGCAUGACCAAAGGAAGUGGAUGGCAGGCGGCAGCAACGAGCUGUGGAAAAGUGGCCAUUGAAGAUGCAUCGGGAGAGUCACUCGAGCGCAAUGGAAAACUGCUCCAGUCGCUGGUCAAGUACAUAGUUGCGGAAAACCGUAUCUCUUCGUCAGUAUCAGAAGCUCUAUUCCAAGCUUUGAUUCAGAUUGGCCACAAUCUUCUGUCGCCAUCCCAGGAGGCAAUCGAGUUUUCCGACCUUCUGCAGGUUAUGAUCACGCUUGCCGAUGCGGGCAAAGGUCGUGGGCAUGCUCUCCUAUUUGCAGCUGCCAUUGAUUGGUUAGAUGUGUGCCGGGCACAGGUGUUGGAAGCUGGAAAAAGUGGAUCGAGCGGUUGGAGGGCAGCUAUCCAACUAGAUAACGUGACUGCUAUUUUGAAGUACAUGAGCGAUCUUCUGCUUGGACUGGGCGCUAAAGGUAGCAAGUCAAUGAAUCCACCGUGGGACGAAGAGUCGCUGAUCGACGCAGACGAUAUUCUGGAAGAGCUCGGAGGUGAAGAAGAAGACAGUACGGUCGAGGACUCCGAUGAGGAUAGUCUCGGCAAUAAACUGUGCACCUUUUCCAUCACCCAGAAAGAUUUCAUGAACCAGCAUUGGUACUACUGUCACACGUGCAAAAUGGUGGACGGGGUCGGUGUGUGCUCAGUGUGCGCCAGAGUUUGCCACAAGAAUCAUGAUAUAAGCUAUGCAAAGUAUGGCAACUUCUUCUGCGAUUGCGGUGCGAAGGAGGACGGUUCGUGCCAGGCGCUAAGCAGACGAAGUAAUUCUGGCCAUGGAGAAGAGUCGAUUUUGGGCUCCACAUCGUCCGCUUCACUUUUAACCCGCUCCAACGAUGCCGAUAGUGUGUUGCUGGCCAGUAGCUUGCUGAGACGGCGUCUCCCUUCGAGUCCUGCACACGAAGGUUCCAGCACAAGCCGCACAUCCCAAGGAAAGCUUUCUGAAAAGGAGCAACAGUUGGCAAAGAUCAUUGAAACGUCGCGUGAAGCCUUGAACAACCCCAGCCAAUGGAAGACGGUGAUUCGGUGCAUUCUGGUCUUCUUCAACUCUCUAAUGCCAACAAUUAAAGAGCACUGCGCCAGGUACUCGCCCGUGGGAUGCUAUUGGCGUGCUAAGAGUGCCCUAGAACGACUACACCGUCCGGAAAAGUCGUAUGUAUUGAGUGACGAAAUCAUGAUUGCCACACUCGGGUCGCAGGAGGGUGCUUUUGAAAAUGUGCGGAUGAAUUACUCGGGCGAACAGGGUCAAACCAUCAAACAGCUACUCUCAACCUAUCUCGUCCGUCGGGUAGCAUUGUGCUGUUUAGCUUCUCCCCACGGAAAAAGGCAACAAUUAGCUAUAUCACACGAGAAAGGAAAAGUAACAAUAUUGCAGCUGUCAGCCCUUUUGAAGCAAGCAGAUGCGGCAAAGCGUAAGCUUACUCUCACACGACUUGCAUCGGCUCCAGUUCCUUGUACCGUGUUGUCGCUCGCAUCGAAUCCCGCCAAUGAAGAUUUCCUGGCCGUAUGUGGCUUAAAAGAGUGUCACAUACUUACUUUCACCAGCACGGGUACAGCAAACGAUCACAUCGUGUUGACGCCGCAGCUUGACACGGGCAACUUUAUAAAGCGGGCCAUCUGGUUGCCAUCGUCGCAGACAAAGAUAGCACUAGUGACGGCAGAUUUUGUAAAAAUCUAUGAUCUUGCCGAAGAUAGCUAUAGUCCACAGUACUAUUUUCUGGUGCCUAGCGGCAAGAUUCGCGAUUGUACGUUUGUGUACGACCAAGACGGUACGUACUACAUGCUGAUUAUGUCUUCACUUGGAUACAUCUACACACAGCCCCUCAGCGACGAAAGCCUGGCAAAGCAUGGUCCCUUCUACGUGACUAGUACGCUGGAACUCGACCAUCCGUUGAUAACAGACGACAAUGGGCAGAUACUGGCAGGAGGCGUCUCCAUCUACUAUUCGCACGUCUUGCAAUUGCUGUUCUUCAGCUAUGCCGCUGGUCGUAACUUUAUGGCUCCGCUAACAAAUGUCAACGAUGGCGUGAAGUGUGUAAUUAACCUGGUUUGCAAUCCAAGCUCCAAGUUGCUCUCCAAGUCGACGACCCAACCCCUUUGCCAGUGGACAGAAAUUCCAGGCCACCCGGGGUUAGUGUGCGCCAUGAUGCAGAGUCUUAACAAUCCUGUCAUCUUUAUGAUCAAACCAGAUGGGUAUAUGGCACAGGAAAUCAAGGCACAGAAUGCAAAGGCCAAAAUAAUGGAUAUGGUCGCUAUCCGCCACAGUGUCUCUGGGGUAGAGAAAACCACGCUAAUUUUGUUGUGUGAAGACGGCAGCUUGAGAAUUUAUGCUGCGCAUCCAGAAAACACUGGUUAUUGGCUUUCCCCAGAAGUCCAGCCCGUUGGACAGCAGCAGGCCUUUGGUUGGUAUGGACCGGGCGGAAGCAUGUAUGGCAAAUCUGCACGCAAAUCGAAAAAGCUGGGCAAACAAUCAGCCCAUGGAGCGGGAGGUGCGUCCUUAUCAGCUGGCGGAAAAGGUGCAACCGGAUCUGCUCCAAGCUUCCCGAUAGACUUCUUCGAGCAUUGCACACUGAUGAAUGAAGUAGAAUACGGAGGAAAUGAUUUACUGCAAAUCUACAAUACGCAACACUUGAAACAUCGCUUAAACUCAACAGGGUUGUACGUGACGUCUACUAAAGCAAACGGAUUUACGCUGGAAGUUUCUAAUAACGAUACGAAUAUGGUUAUAACAGGUGUUCGUAUACAGAUUGGCUCCCAGGACGUCACUAAAGCACCACAACGAGUGACCAUUCUUGGUCGAUCAGUAACAACGGUGGCUACGAGAGCUCGUUGGUUUGAUAUACCGCUAACAAGAGAAGAAAGUCUGCAAAGUGACAAGAAACUCAGCAUUCACUUCGGAGCUUCGGUAGAUGCUGAACAGAUAACGAUCCUGGACAGCAUUAAGAUAUACGGAAAAACUAAAGAUGUGUUUGGUUGGCCCGAAGAAACAGAGGAUGCUGCUGGAGGACAAAUGGCGAACGGUGCCUCUGGUAGCAAUGGACAGACGACGAUGUCAAAUGUAAAUGCUGGCAGCGAUGGAGCUGCUGCCGACGAAAAUGAUGCAGGUGGAAUGUACAUGACGUCGUUGGAUCGUAUGCUGUCCAGCAUGCUGCACGUGCUCGACAGUGGCGUAUCUCUGCUAGGUGGUCCAAAUUGCGACGACAAUUAUCGUCAAACAGCGAUCGAUGUGGCUACAAACUUGAUCCUCUACCCGACUGUGAACGUAGUCCAACAGGAUGCUCGCAACGUACUAAUGACGUGCCAUCCGAACAAAGCGGCGUAUAAUUCCUACAAAGAUAAAGAAAUUUUGAAUGACAUCUACCGGCAGCUGAAGCAAAUGUACGAAGCAACCGAGAGCGGAGACAUUGAUCCGGAGGCUUUCUAUCGAGCAGUUUUGAUGAUGCGAAGCAUCGCUAUUCAACGACCACAGGCUAUGGCAAAGAUCUGCGCGGAACAGCAGAUGGACAUUCUAGCGCUGAUGAUGAUUCUAAUGAAAGAGCUGUACCGUAUAACUCCAGCGUAUGAAGAACCGAUCGCGAUCGUAAAACGCGGACUGUGUCAUACGGAAGCAGUCAUCUACUCUCUGGUGGAAAUCAUUUAUGCUUUCGCCUUGGCUGACGGUGAGCAGGUCGAGAAAAUGGCCAAACUCUUUGUUCGUUUGCUGCUCGACCCAGCACCGAUCAUAAGUCAUAGUGCGAAAAUAGCAAUGAUUCGUUUAUUGCGACCGAAGCUCAAGCGUCGAAAGGUGGUCCUUAUUGAAAGCCCUCCUGUUUGUUCCACACCUACACCCUCGGGAUCGGGAGGAGCAGCAGCUGCUACUGCAGGACCGUCAUCAUCAACGAUAUCAGCUGGAGGAUCAUCAACAUCAGGAGCUGGUCCGUCGACUUCCGCGGGAAGUGUAGUGGCGGCGAAUGAAGAUUUUGCUGCCGUUGCAGCGGCUGCAGCAGCAGCCGCGUCCGGUGGAAUGCAGGAAGUGGAUGCAAUCGAAUCCCUGGGGUUGGAACCAAGUGCAGGCAACCAGGCUAUUGCUUCACUGGAAGCCCUACUGGGCGUUGGUUUUCCACAUUUGCUAGAGACACCUGAUGCGGACGACACUAUAAUGGAGAUAGCGAUCGCGCUUAGCCUCCAGGAUAAUGAGGCCGAUCUACAGCUUUUGCAGCAGAGUAUUGCCAAUUAUCAGGGAAGAAAUAGAAAUUCAGCUGCGCAAAGCUUGGCCGCAGCAAUUGCCGGUGGCUCUUCAUUCAACGUGGAAUCUAACGCGUCUGGAGGCGGAUCGGACGAUGAUGAAAUUUCCAACGUUGCCACAGAAGGGUCUACGCUGCGAACGUCUCCUGCCGGUGAACAUGCUGGCAGUGGAAGCGGUGGAUCCGAGAGUGGUUGCAGUGGCGUAGAGAGUAUCGGUGGAACUUCCGGGCGCAGCUCAACAUACGAAGAGCAGCCGAAUCCAUCGCCACCGCGCACUUCUGUGGUCGAUCAAAUGCCGUCACAAUCGGCAGGGGCAGCCACAACUUCAGCACAGGCUCCUGCUGCGGAAGCCGAGUCGUCCGACGCAAGCGGGGAAACUGCCAACAAAUUACAUGGUUUGCGAUGCUCCAUUCUGAAUCAGUUGGUGGAAAACUUUUCCGCCCUGGACACCGUGAGUGGUGCGCAGUGUAUCCCGUUCAUGCAGGUGAUUCUUAUGCUUACGUCCGAUCUGGAUGGCACUCAGGAAGCAGACCAACAAGCUUUGAGCCUAUUGUUACAAGCGUUGAUCGAUCGGCUGGAAAUUCCAUCUACGAAAAUGUACGAAAUGGCCAACCGAAACCCCAAAACGGAGGUGCAACUUGUGGUACUACGUUUAAUCGGCGUUUUGAUGGGAAAAGUGAAGUCCAAAUCAUCAUCAUCGUCAUCUUCCGCCGGCACUUCAGGGGCGGCUAAUGCCUCGAGCGGUGAUAGAUCGAGUGUCAGUCAAGCCGUGUUGGAUAACGCAACGUUUUUGGCGCAAACUACAGCCAAUGCGCUUAUGAAGAACAAUGCCAUUCCGUAUUGUCUCAUGAUAAUGGAAUCCUUUUUGCCGCAUUGGAAAAACGCCAGCGCUUCUUCAAUCGAUGAAUUGGCUUCACCUGCAAUAGGAGCGUCUAACGCCAAUGCGUCGGCGAAUGCAGCCUCUUCCAGCAGUGGUACAGCAAACGUGGCUUCGAAUAAUACGGGACCGGUCAUAACAGCACCAGGAGGAGCCCCGUCGAACGUGCUGCUUAAACCAACCAUGUAUGGAGUGUUUCCAGAUAUGCAGCCGUUCUUCGCCAGACCCUUCCCCAAAGGAUCAAACGAUGUAUUUGAGAUGUACUCACAGGUGCUAACGGAGAUGGCGGUUAGGUUACCUUACCAAAUUUUGAAAUUAUCUUCGGGACAUCCAUCAUCCCAGGAAUGGAACCAUUCACUGUGCGAGUACAUGACUUCCACGCUGUGUGAAUAUAUGAUGUACAUGCAGUCGCCGGUUCUGCGACGCCAGGUUCGAAAGCUGUUAUUGUAUAUUUGCGGCAGUAAAGAAAAGUAUCGCCAGUUGCGUGAUCUACAUUCGUUGGACACACAUAUGAAAGCGGUAAAAAAAUGCUGUGAAGCUGGCUAUUCCCAGGCAUCAUCAUCGCCAUCGCUCACAAGUAGUCAUACGACCAUCCUCAGCUACGAUGCGUUGGUUGAGCUGACGGAACAUUUCCGCGCAUGUCAAGAAAUAGCAUCAAUCCGCACCGGAAACUGGCAAAAGUUUUGUGGUCGCAAUUCGGACAUACUUUCUUCGCUAUUGAACAUCAGCACGUAUCAACUGGAAGAAGGCGUAUCAACGAUCAUACUGCAACUCCUUCAAUCCGCCAUCUGCAACACGUCAUCGCAGGGACAACAGACUAAACCAUCGUCUUCCGGUGUUACAGUGGAUCAGCAAAUGAAAGUGUCGGUCGUUGUAAAGGAUCGAAAGGAUCGCGACAAAUCGGAAGAAUCUGACACGAUGGCUGCACCGUCAGAGUCAAAGUUCGAUGCCGCUCAGUGUGUUGCCCUAGUGGCACAAAUCUUCAACCAGGUCAGUCCGGCCAGUUUGAGCAAAUUCAUCCGCAGCUUCCUGCUCGAAACCAACUCGACAUCGAUCCGCUGGCAAGCGCAUAGUCUUGUGUACGCAUUUUACGAAAACAGCAGCGAUCUACACAAAGAAACUCUGCUCCAGUGUCUGUGGAGUUUGUGGCCAUUGCUACCAGCGUACGGUAAACGCACUGCACAGUUUGUUGAUCUGCUCGGCUAUCUGACGCUUAAUACACGCUCGCUGAUAGAUAAGCUGCCGGACUACACUGCUCAGGCUGUUUCAGUCCUACGACAGCAGAAUGAGCUGCUAUCAAAACACCCAAAUGCACCGAUCUACACAGCGCUGGGUCAAGUGUUGGAACUCGAAGGAUUCUAUCUGGAAUCGGAACCGUGUCUUGUUUGCAACAAUCCAGAAGUACCGUUUUCGAACAUAAAACUGUCAACCAUAAAAGUGGAUUCAAAGUUUACGACCACUACAACGAUCGUUAAGCUCGUGCAAAGCCAUACGAUAUCAAAAAUUGUACUACGCAUUGCCGAUCUGAAGCGGGCCAAAAUGGUGCGUACGAUUAACAUCUACUAUAACAACCGAACGGUACAGGCGGUGGUGGAGCUGAAGAAUCGCCCGCUGAUGUGGCACAAGGCGCGUAAGGUGACCCUGCAGUCGGGCCAAACAGAUGUCAAGAUCGACUUCUCCUUGCCGAUUACAGCCUGCAAUUUGAUGAUCGAAUACGCUGAUUUUUACGAAACUGUAAGUGGAUCAAGCGAAAGUCUGCAGUGUCCGCGAUGUAGCGCUGUAGUUCCUGCAAAUCCUGGAGUGUGUGGCAACUGCGGCGAGAAUGUGUUCCAGUGUCACAAAUGCCGUGCAAUUAACUACGACGAAAAGGAUCCGUUCCUUUGCCAUUCAUGUGGAUUCUGCAAGUACGCUAAGUUCGACUACAGCAUCUAUGGCCGAGCGUGCUGUGCGGUGGACCCGAUCGAAUCGGCGGAAGAUCGAGCGAAAACCGUACAAACAAUUCAUACAUCGCUGGAAAAAGCAGACCGCUCGUAUAAAUCGCUACAGAACAACAAACAGAUUUUGGAGCUGCUAGUUCAAAAAGUGUCCGAACACAAGCUUGACCGUACGCUCGAUGAAACGCUCGUCGGUGCUUCGGUCAUUGGAGGAGCUGGAGGAACUUCGCAAGUUAACAAGGUCAUACAGCUGUUGGCGCAAAAGUAUUGCGUGGAAUCAAAAACUACUUUUGAGGAGCUCAGCAAGAUUAUCCAAAAGGUGCAGGCAUGCCGCAAAGAGCUAGUGGCAUACGACAGAAGCCAAAUGGAUGUUCCUCCUACGUGUGGACCGGGACCUAUGUCGACGAGCUUCGCCUCCAGUUCAGGCACGUCAUCCAGAACUACGGCAGUCACUUUGAACAAGUGUUACGGCUGUGCCCUUGCAUCGACCGAACAAUGUCUCACGUUGCUUCGAGCUAUGGCAUCCAACAUGGCCUGUAGAGUCGGCCUUUGCAGCCAAGGGUUGGUGCAAGAGCUUGCAAUAAACAAUUUACGCCGUGGAACACAUCAACUGCAGGACGAAGUUCGUCAUCUGUUGUGCUUGCUAACUCGUGACCUGCCCGAUGCUACCGGUUCGCUAUGUCAGCUUCUGCAGGACCGCGUAAAGAUGGCGCUGUCAGGAACUGUCCCAUUGGCAACGUUGGAUAGUGCUGUGCGGCACGAGAUGGCUCUACUGGAGGCAAUGACCAGCCAGGACGAUAGCUGCUGGGAAACAAAGCUUCGCACCGUUAUCGAACUAUUCCUGCAGGCAUCUCGUGAUGCCCGCGGUCCUGCUACUGCUGUCAUUCACCCCUGUUUGCGAAUUGUGCAGUCACUCAUCUGCCCACCGCCGGUACUAGCGAGCACGAUCUCCACUGGCAGCAAGCAACAUAGCAAAGAACCGACUGUAAGCUCGCUGCAAGAUUUGUGUACGGUACAACCAAUCGAAGGAAUUACCGUUAGCUAUGAAAAAUGGAUCGCGGGCGAUGCGAAUCAUUCGUUUGCUGCCUGGAAAGCAAGAAUGCCUCCUGCACCUGCGGCCAAUACCACCGGGGUUACCAGUCGUCGUACGGUAGGCGAAAAUGCACCACCACCCAUGGUUGCUGCUGCCGCUGCACCAUCGCAGCCUAUCGGGACUGGAUUCCGUUCAGCUUUGGAACAUCGACGAGCUACUGUACGCAAUGCGUAUCUGGUGGAAAAAUAUGCAAAACGAUGGCGACAGAGGGCCUUAGCUAAAGGGGUCACAUCGAUUCCGGUCGAACUGCAAGCUGCUUGGUUGCAACCUAUCCUGUUUAACACCAAUUCACGACUUGGACGUCAACUGGCCUGUGCACUCAUUACAUCCUUGAGCCGCACAAACGAACGAAAACGGGAGCUUCUGGAUCUUUUGACCAGUUUUCUGCGCUACGUCGGAGACAGUGGAGAGGCCAGCGCCGAGUUUUUGGCUCUCUAUCGUAUGCUAGCAGACGAAACACCCUGGCGACAGUACCUUGCAUUGAAAGGUGUUUUAUCAUUGCUUGUGCAACUGGUAACGGAAGAAAUUGAGAAGAUUCACUGUCUGGAAGAAACUACACUCUCGACCGAUCUGGCUCAGGGUUACGCGCUACGACAGCUGGUGGAACUGAUGGCGCUUUUCUUGGAAAAUCCACAGAUCCGAAAAGCAUACAAGGGCAAAUUGCUAGGACCAGUGCUCCAGGGUUAUCUUGACCUCCGCAAGCUGAUCGUACAGCGCACGCGCCUGAUCGAUGAUGCACAAGAGAAGCUUCUCGAAAUGCUAGAAGAAAUGACGACUGGCACGGAAGAGGAAACGGCUGCUUUUAUGGCGGUAUGCAUCGACACCGUGCGGCGCACUCCGACAUCGGACGUGAAAACACCAGUAUUCAUGUUCGAGCGACUGUGCUCUAUAAUACACCCAGAGGAAAACGACGUGGGCGAAUUUUUCCUCACUCUAGAGAAGGAUCCCCAGCAGGAGGACUACCUGCAAGGGCGUAUGCUGGGUAACCCCUAUCCUUCACACGAGGCCGGUCUUGGCCCUCUCAUGCGUGACGUUAAAAACAAGAUUUGCAUCGAUUGCGAGCUUGUCGCUUUACUGGACGAUGAUAACGGAAUGGAGCUAUUGGUGCACAACAAGAUCAUCAGUUUGGAUCUACCAGUUAAGGAGGUGUACAAGAAAAUAUGGCUCCAGGAAGGCGGCGAGAGAGACAGUAUGCGCAUUGUGUAUCGUAUGCGCGGCCUGCUAGGUGACGCGACCGAGGAAUUCAUCGAAACACUCAACGCCAAGAGCCAAGAGGAGGUGGACAACGAACAGUUGUACCGUAUGGCAAACGUAUUAGCCGAUUGUGGAGGACUCAAGGUCAUGCUGGAACGCAUUGGAAGUUUGCAGAACGUGUCAAAGUCACGUACCCUGUUGCAGGUUCUGUUGAAAUUGUUCCUGCUAAGCGUGAAAGUGUCCCGUUGCCAGGAGGUACUCUGUCAGCCGGAACUGAGCGCAAUCAACACGCUCCUGAAGGUGUUACAGCUGUGCUUGCAAAGCAACGAAAGCGAUGCACAGCAGUCGGCCGUAACAGAGCAACUGCUAGAGAUUAUGGAAACGAUUCUGUCCAAGGCCGCUUCUGAUACGUUGGAUUCGUUCCUCCAGUUUUCGCUCACGUUCGGCGGACCGGAGUACGUACAGGCGCUACUAUCUUGCACGAACUGCUCGAAUGUCCGGUGCAAUCCAUCCGUACUGCGACAUCUAAUCCGCGUACUAGCCGCUCUAGUAUACGGAAAUGACAUCAAGAUGGCGCUUCUGUGCGAACAUUUCCGCUCGGUGCUGAACUUCGACAGAUUCGAUGCAGAGCGCAGUGCCGAGGAAGAGUUCAAGAUGGAGCUGUUCUGUGUUUUGACCACCGGUAUUGAGCACAAUUCUAUUGGAGGAACGCUGAAAGACUACAUCAUGAGUUUGGGCAUUGUAGAGAAAGCGCUCGGCUACAUCAAAUCCCAUGCACCGUGCGUGAAGCCAACGCUGCUGCGCACGGAUUCGGACGAACUGAAGGAAUUCAUUUCUCGCGCCUCGUUAAAAUAUAUACUGCGCUUCCUCACUGGCCUGGCCACGAAACACGAAGCGACCCAGCUGUCCGUUGCCCAGGACAUCAUCCCGAUCAUACAUCGGCUGGAGCAAGUGUCUAGUGACGAGCAUGUAGGAUCGCUGGCAGAAAACCUCCUGGAAGCGCUGUGCACUGAACCAGCGACGGCCAAACGCGUACAGGAAGUGCGCGAUUUUACACGCGCCGAAAAGAAGCGACUAGCAAUGGCGACCCGAGAGAAGCAGCUGGACGCGCUUGGAAUGCGUACAAACGAAAAGGGACAGGUAACGGCAAAGGGUUCAAUCCUGUCGCAGAUUGAGAAACUGCGCGAAGAGACGGGAUUGGCGUGCUUUAUUUGUCGCGAAGGAUACGCCUGCCAGCCAAACAAGGUACUGGGCAUCUACACCUUCUCCAAGCGCGCCAACGUGGAGGAGUUUGAGAUGAAGCAGAAGAAAACGACCGGCUACACCACGGUAACACACUUCAACGUUGUACACGUGGACUGUCACAUGAAUGCAAUCAGAUUAGCUCGAUCGCGCGAUGAAUGGGAAAGCGCCUCGCUGCAGAACGCCAACACCCGUUGCAACGGAUUGCUUCCACUGUGGGGCCCGGACGUAAGUGAGUCUUCGUUCUCAUCGUCGAUGGCACGCCACAACACCUACAUGCAGGAGUGCACGCAACGGUGUGAAAUCACGUUCGCUAGCUCGAUGCACGAUCUGAAGCUGCUGCUUUGGCGCUUUGCUCAAGAAAAGAGCUUCCACGAGGAUGCUGGCGGUGGUGGUCCACAGUCGAACAUGCAUUUGGUCGCUUAUCUGCUGUUUUAUGGACUGUACACGUUGCUCUCGUCUCGGUCAUACUCGCGCGAGGAGAUGAUCCUGACCAAUUUCAUCGGCCACAAACCCUCGGAACGCUGGUUGGAAUGUGCCUACGAAGCGGAGGGUCCCCUCUAUCUGCUCACCAUGUCACUAGCGUUGCACACACCCGACCUGUGGUCACGCCACAAGCUGGUACAUCUGCAGAGGUUGAUUGUGAUCGCUCAUGCCCGACACGUAAGCCCGAACUCCGUCUGCAAGUUCCUUGCGCCUGCCGAUAAGCAUCCAAAGGAUUACACGAUCUACAAACCGUAUCUGAUGUUCUGGGGGCUUGUCGAUUUGAUCUAUUGCAACUUUUUCCGUACUGUCACAACGCCGAAGGAUGAGGAUUGGCCGAUCUCGCUGUUCAACUACAUUCGCCGAAACGACGAGUCCCUUCUCAAGACGGCCGACACCACACUGCAAACAUUCACGGAGGAAUACUUACCGUGCGCUUCGUUUGGCGAAUUUUGUGACGUGGCAGGUCUGCUCGGAGAAAUAGAAAAUCCAGAUGCGUGGAUGGAGGACCUGUUGCAAGCGCUGCCAGCACCGGGUGGUGGUUCAUCUGCUGGAGGAUCAAGUGCAGCAGGUUCAAGCGGUGGAACCGGCCCGGCGGGAGCUGCAUCAGGAUCGAGCGGUGCAGAAUGAAGAUACUCGGCCGGAUCAUUAAAUGAGACGCGUUGCUGGCGGUUAGCUUAAUGGAUUUUGUCAUUGGCUCAUUUGGCGCCCCACUACGCACGUAUUUUAAUCGAGUGUGAAACGCUUUACAUUAUGCUGUAGCGCACAUAGUUGCAUGCGAACUUAUAAUAUUGGCCCAUCGUAAACUGAUGAAGAUUGGGACGGUAGCACAUAUGCAUAUUUAUCUUCAAUAUAAUCUUUAUCAAUGCUAUUCAUACAUAUAUAAAUUGUUUUGUCAUCAAAUGGUGUUAAUUGAAAUAAAUUAAAAGGUAUUCAUAAAUGCAA